This is a messenger RNA of Neltuma alba, 759 nucleotides long. Its product is annotated as lipid transfer-like protein VAS. The coding region runs from base 85 to 552 and encodes 155 amino acids. The transcript has 2 exons. Gene Ontology annotation, biological process: lipid transport. The record is from RefSeq and is a predicted model, not a curated record. Lineage: Eukaryota; Viridiplantae; Streptophyta; Magnoliopsida; Fabales; Fabaceae. Gene Ontology annotation, molecular function: lipid binding.
CCGAGUUCGAUCACCAAACUCUCUUAUUUUCCAUAUCUCCCUUCUUUCUCCUCUCCUAUAUAUCCAUCCACAAUACCACCAGAGAUGCACCCCCACCAACGAUAUCCAAAAAUGGCUACCAAGUUCGCUCCUCUUUUCUGCUUGGCCUGCUUUGCUCUGCUCUUAGUUACUUUGUUCCCAAACGCAAGGGCUCAAGACAAUUCGUGCCUGAACCAGCUCUCACCUUGCCUCAAUUAUCUCAAUGGCAACAGAGAGCCCCCUGCUAGCUGUUGUGAUCCUCUGAAAUCUGUCAUCCAAUCAGACCCACAAUGCCUCUGUAGCCUUGUGAGCAACAAGGGCACAAGGCAAGCUGAGCAGGCUGGCAUUAAUAUCACUCAGGCUCAGACCUUGCCUGGACGAUGUGGCCAACGAGUUAAUCCUUUGGCCUGCCUCUCAAGCUCACCUGGCUCCCAGAAUACUGCUCAGAACUCAGCAGCUAAGGUCGAGCGUGUCUCUCUGGGAGUUACGAUUAUUUUGGUUUUGAUGGUUGCUGCUCAAAUGUUAUGGGCAUAGGCUGGAGAUUGUUGCUGGAAUUUGAGAGUUUUUCUAUUUCUUUUUCCUGAUUGUGAAUUGAUACCGGGGUUGAGAUUGUAACUUCUAUGCUGUUGUUUAAUAUAAGUGAGCUUGGGAUUUGAUUAUUGCCUUAUUGGGGACGGGAUCACAGACUAGUCACGCGACUUCAUCAUUCACUGUUAUGUUCUGUAUUUGUAUAUAGGGGUG